Molecule: messenger RNA, 747 nt
Organism: Nipponia nippon (crested ibis)
Lineage: Eukaryota; Metazoa; Chordata; Aves; Pelecaniformes; Threskiornithidae
Source: RefSeq, a predicted model, not a curated record
GUUGUCGUUGCGUGCAGGGGCUGCGGCGUCGGCGGCUCGGCGGAGAAGUGCCUCUCCAGGGGGAUCAGCUCGGAUGAGCGCCCGAAGCGGCCCCUGACGGCCUAUUUCCGUUUCCUGAAAGAGAAUCAUUCUGCUUUCAGGCAAAAAAACCCAGAAAUGAGCAACAUGGAGCUGGUUAAAAAAAUAGCAGGUGCUUGGAAGGAGUUACCAGCAUCACAGAAGCAGGUUUAUGAGGAAGCUAGAAAGACAGACUGGCAAAGGUAUGAAGAGCAGUUGGCUGCAUAUAAAGCACAGCUAACUCCAACCCAGGUGGCAGCUAUGAAAGAAGAAAGGAGAAAACGGCUGGCAAAAAGAAGAUCGUUCAAGGCAAAAAGAGAAUUGACUGUGCUUGGAAAACCUAAAAGACCUCGUAGCGGCUUUAACAUUUUUGUGUCAGAAAACUUUCAAGAAAGUGAGGGAAUUUCACCUGUGGCAAAGCUGAAGCAAUUAUUUGAUGCAUGGCGAAAACUGUCCAGUUCUCAAAAGCAGCCGUACCUGCAGCUUGCUGAAGAUGAUAAGGUUCGGUACGAGAAUGAAAUGAAGUCAUGGGAAGCAAAAAUGGUGGAACUUGGACGUGAAGACCUGAUACGUUCCAGAAAGCAAAGGCCAAAACAGAAAAAUGCUGAAACUGCAAAGAAAGCUGAAACAGCCAAAGCUUCCUCACAUGAAAACAAGGCAAAAUUAAAGUUGAAAAAAUCGGAAGAAUAA